CGUGAUGAGGGUGGGAGGAGGGAAGAACCAUGGCCGGUACUGGAUUGGAGACAGCUUGAUUGACACCGCCAGUACUCCUACUCUCGCGCAGAUUCGAGCCAGGAGCACCAGCUCUAGCCCGGCCAUACGCCCACGUCAAAGCACUACGGAGAUCCAGAUGGAGGCACUGAAGGCCCAGAUGCAACGGGACUUUGAAGCACAGCUCCUAGCACAGCAGCAGGCGUGGGCGGCACAGCAGCAGGCACAGCAGCAGGCGUGGCCGGCCGAGGGGGAGAGGAUGCAGCAAGACCUUCGGCAGACACAGGAAGCCUCCCAACAGAAUCAGAUGCAGCUGGCCCUGGCUUUUCAGUUCAUGCAGACUUUGGGCUCGCAAAUGGAUCUUUCACCACCGCAAUUCACUCAGACUAAUAUCCCUGCGCGUGCAGCUACCCCUACUCCUCCUCAAUCGGCGACAUCAAAUGAUGGGCCAACAGAAAUGUCCCCUUCGCCGAUGCCUCAGAAUGUGUGGCCGCCUCCUCAAUGGGUGACUUACCUGCAGCAGUUCCAGCAGAACCCUUCGUGGUCGCAGCACCCGCCACCGCCGCCGCCACCAUAGUCGUGAGUUGUGCUUGUAUGGACAUGCACUCUUUGUAUAGACUAUCGUUUGAACUUGUGCUUGUAUGGACAUGUAUGAACUACCAGUGCUUGUAUGGACUUGUAUCGACUACAUUUGGGCUUGUAUGCAUUGCGAUAUUUGCUAUAUUUGCAUUUGGACUUCUAUGGAUUGAAUGUGAUGCAAAUUGUGAUAUAUGAAAUGAUCGUGACAUUUGAUGCAA
Messenger RNA from Panicum virgatum (switchgrass), 815 nucleotides. Its product is annotated as mediator of RNA polymerase II transcription subunit 15-like. The transcript has 3 exons. NCBI's taxonomy places the organism in Eukaryota, Viridiplantae, Streptophyta, Magnoliopsida, Poales, Poaceae. The record is from RefSeq and is a predicted model, not a curated record. The coding region runs from base 5 to 595 and encodes 196 amino acids.